AUGGAACGGGUGGUGGUGAAAAUGCCGAUGACCAACGAUUUUUCCAUUGCUUGCCCCUCUACAACACCCCGAAAGCGGCAGGUACGUUUCUCAGCACGCCAUGACAUCAUCCUUCUGCGAGAGGUUAUUGCCCAGAACCCCUUUGCCUCCAAAGAACCAGGACGAAUCUGGGCCCGUGUAGGGGAGAUUAUCACUGCCGCCCUCCAGGAGGAAAGCUUUGAAGUGGAUGCCAGGAGAUGUAGGGAGAGGACCAUGCUGCUGCUGGACUAUUACAAGAAACAAGACUUUCCCAGUCUCCGCAGGUUUGGAACGGAGCGAUUGUAUGCCCAAAAGGAGGACCUUCUUCUUGAGGUUUUGGAGCUGGAGGCUGAGAAGGGGCUAUUAAACAGCGGGGAGGGUGCAAAGUACCAGGAUGAAGAACAAAGGAAUCACGCCAUCGAGGAAAUGACUUUACCAGAACAGGAUAAGCCAGAUAUCACCCAAAUCCGCGCUGCAGAACCAGAGGAAGAACGUGAUCACAUGACAGAGCUUUCAGCAGCACCCACAGCCAAGCAACCUUGCCAGUGUUGCUGCCAGACGUAUUCUGAGAUUCUGAGUUUUCUGGAGAAACGCUCAGAGGCAGAGCAACGGUUGCGUGAAGAGGAGCUUUCUUUGCGUCGGGAGGAGUUGGAGAUUCAAAGGAGUAAGAUCACCCUGGAGAGGGAACGUUUGGACGCUGACAGAAAAGAGAGGGAACGCAGAUUUGAGCUUGAAAACCAAGAGAGGCAGGUCAUCUUGGACCUGUUAAAAGAGAAGGUCUUGAAA
This is a messenger RNA of Menidia menidia (Atlantic silverside), 804 nucleotides long. The record is from the annotation of a GenBank genome assembly. NCBI's taxonomy places the organism in Eukaryota, Metazoa, Chordata, Actinopteri, Atheriniformes, Atherinopsidae.